Messenger RNA from Phymastichus coffea, 3388 nucleotides. Its product is annotated as cytochrome P450 6A1-like. The record is from RefSeq and is a predicted model, not a curated record. Gene Ontology annotation, molecular function: heme binding; monooxygenase activity; oxidoreductase activity, acting on paired donors, with incorporation or reduction of molecular oxygen. The transcript has 6 exons. The coding region runs from base 68 to 1609 and encodes 513 amino acids. NCBI's taxonomy places the organism in Eukaryota, Metazoa, Arthropoda, Insecta, Hymenoptera, Eulophidae.
UCGUUCUUCUCGAACCACCAGUUAUAAUUACAAUUAUCUAAUCUUCGAGACGUAUCAUUGCUGCAAAAUGUUUGAAUACUUGAGUACUGCGAUAGUGAUAGUUACAACAAUUUUUGUUAUUGUAUACCUGUAUUUCAAGUACAUCAGCUUCAAUUAUUGGAAAAAACUUAACGUUCCAUAUGAAUCUCCGUCAUUCCCAUUCGGAAAUGUACCGAUUUCGUAUUUUCUAGGUUACUUGCCGAUUGGCGACCUGGUAAAAGCGACGUAUGAUCGAUUUAAAAAGCAUCCGUUUCACGGAAUCUACAUUUUUCACAAACCAAUACUCGUCGUUAAUGAUCCAGAGUUAGUAAAAAUUGUGCUCAUCAGAGAUUUCUCGAAAUUCAUCGAUCGCGGAUGGUACCACGAUGAAAAGACUGAUCCUCUUUCGAACAACUUAUUCUUUCAACCUGGCGAAAAAUGGAGAAGACUGAGAGGCAAAUUUACUCCAAUUUUUACGCCACAAAAGCUGAAAAACAUUCACGGCCUGAUGGUGACAAUGGCUAACGAAAUGAUUAAAGUUAUGGACGAAGAACUGGAGAAAUCUGAUACUUUGGAAAUGAUGAACAUUGUCAGAAGGUUCACAACGGAUAUCAUUUGCACCGUUGUGUACGGACUUGAGACCGGCACCUUGAAUAACGCGCAAAGUGAAUUCCGUAAAUAUGGAAUGAAAAUUGCUGAUUUCGGCAGAAUAACUCAAUUGUUUGCGAUGUUUCUUCCGGAAGUUCUUGAAAAUAUCACUAUUCCAUUCUUCAACGCCGAGACGAAGAACUUUUUCCGUGACAUUUUCAAUCAAGUUGUGGAAUACCGCCGCGAAAAGAAUAUCGUGCGGAAGGAUAUGCUGAAUCUGUUGAUACAGCUAGUUGAUAAGGGUAGCGUGGAAGACGAGGAAAGCACACUCGGCGCCAAUGACAAAGAUCGGAACCCCGACAAAGUGAGCAUGUUAGAAGCAGCUGCGCAGGCUUUUAUAUUCUUUUUGGGCGGUAUCGAAACUACAUCCUCAACUGUAUCCUAUUGUUUACUCGAGAUGGGCCUGAAUCCAGACAUACAAAAUAAAUUACAAGAAGAGAUCGAUAGAGUUGUCGAAAGUACGGAGGGCGUGACGUACGACGCUCUUAUGGAAAUGGAAUAUCUAGAGAUGGUUAUAACCGAAACGAUGAGGAAGUAUCCGCCGGUUGCUUUGCUAAACAGGAUGGCACUGGAGGACUUUCCAGUUCCCCACUCAGAUUUCGUAAUACCGAAAGGGAUGCGCAUAAUAAUUCCAGUGACUGGCCUACAUAAUGAUCCCGCACAUUAUCCUAAUCCAGAUAAGUUCAAUCCAUCUCGACAGAGCAAAGAACAGAUUGCUUGUCGAAAUCCUUGUCUUGAAUUGGCGUUUGGUAAAGGUCCGCGAGACUGUAUUGGAAGGAGAUACGGUGGCGUACAAUCGAAGCAGGCAGUCGUAUCGGUAUUGUAUCGUUACAAUGUUCGCGUGAGCGACAAAACAAAAUUUCCAAUAACAUUCAACACGGAGAACAUCAUACAGCAGCCCGGCAGCGGCAUUUACCUUCACUUCGAGAAACGAAGAAAAUAAAUAUUGAACAGCUUGACGCAUUUACUUUUAGCUCUGAUAACUCCUUUUGCUUGUAAAAUUGGUGCGUUUCGUCAGUGGCGGGUAUAUCGCCCGGAUGGCGUUUUAGAACGUCAGAUUUGAUGUAUUUGUGUCAAAUGAAAAUUAGAGACUGAAUCGCAUAAUUUGCGCAGACAAAAUAAAAUUUUAGUACAUGACGUAGUAAAUAGAAUAAAAGUACGAUUGAUCCAUUGACUCUUCCAGAUCCAUUAUCAAAGGGCGCCAUCGUCGGUAAAACGCGAAUCAUGACAAUUCUUCAACAAGCAGCCAAGUCUUUGUAAAAAAUAACGCGGAUAGGAAAAACGAAGGUGGCUAAUAAAAGUUGUGCAACGGCUUCGACCUUUCUCACCGAAGCAAUCAAUUUCGACAGCAAUAUCGUACAUCGCAAAACCCCAACGUUAUGCAUUACAAGACCAUGAAAAUUAGUUCGAAAAAAGGGAAAAAAACAACAGUUACAUUGUUCUCAUCAUCGCUAUAUAUUAGUAUAAGAUCUGUAUAUUUCACAGCUUGCACAUGGCGAUCUUUUUUCCAAAGCGCAUAACGUGUGUGUGUGCAAUAUCGCGAGCUCGAGGACGUGACAGUGCAAAUCCGGGAAAAGUCGAUUGCGCGAAGGCGUAUAGCCGUGCGAGUGUAAUGGCGUCUAAUAAUGGAGGACGCCGGUCAAUGUUGCCGAUAUUUUUCUUUUUCUCUUUGCUCUCACUAUUCUCACUCGCUCGGCCGUUGAUGCAAUUUCAUUGUGCCGAGGUAUAUACGAGUACAUAUAUAUUAUAUAUACAUAGCACUGAAGCUAUACUUACAAUCUUUAACAUUGAUCGUCUACUACGCUUUGGGCGUUUCCGUGUUUGAUGGAUCGCCAGCAGCGCCGGUCAGCGUUUCUGUAUUAUAGAUUUCAAUCGAUCCCUCAUUAAUCACUCGAUAGAGACAAUGGGCUGCCUCAACUUGUGAAGUUCAUCGCGUGGGCGACCUUUAAAAAGAAAGCAAUACGCGUAUAACUCAUCUCUGCAGGAGUAAAUUUUCAUUUGCAUGGCGGCUCGCGCUGAUUACUGUUAUUAUCACUGAUAAUAGCAGAGGCCAGCUCCUGUGGGAACGUUGGCUAUGCGUGAAAGAUGUAUAACUUUGAAAAGAUAAAUGCAAGACAGAAGCUGCUUGGACGCUUACUGUCCGGAUGUUUGAUUUGCUAGCAACCUUGCGAGGCAACAUAUUCUUUUUUUUUUUGUGUGUGUACAACGCUACUCGUAUUUUCAGCGUAGAUUAGCAUGCCGCGGUAAAACUGCAACAAUGAGUUUUACCUCGCGACUUUAAUGCGAAGGGCGUUUACUAAGAGUACACGCUGGCGUACUUCGUACAUCGUCAUUUUUUCAAGAGGAAAACAACGCGCAACCGUGAAACGGUCUCUCGAUAAAUAAUCUCGGAAUUUGCUUCGGAAAAUUGCUAUUCGAAACGUGAGAUGAAAUUUCUGCAACUCGUGCAAUUCCUUACUUGAGUAGACUUGGGCGUCAGAAAAUCAACCUGAAAACUUGCAAGCUGAAUCUGCAAGAGCAGGCUUCUGUUAGUAAUUGGCUGUAACGAGUUUAAGAGUUAAUAUAUUAUGUAUUGUAGAAACAAUAACUUUGUGUACAUUUACAAAUCAUUUAUUUUUAAUCAUCACAAACUUAUGUAUUACAGCAGACAUCAUCCGAAACUCGGGAAAUAAAUGUGUAAAACAAUGAACGAGCUAUUGCAAAAAAUGAAAACAAAAGGUAA